AUGGAUGAUUUUACAAAUGCUACAUAUUUAUCUUUGGAUGGGCAUGUGGAGCUGGAGAAAUAUAGAUAUGUUUACUUUGUAAUUACUCUCAUAGUUUUCAUACUAAUAAUUUGCAGUAAUUCUGUUGUCAUUUCUGUAAUUUACACAAACGAACGUCUCCAUGAGCCGAUGUACAUCUUUAUUGCUGCUUUACUUUGCAAUGCUCUCUUUGGAACGACUGGCCUUUUCCCUAAAUUACUGAGUGAUGUUCUGUCUGAGAAACAGGUUAUUUCUUAUGGCGCCUGUCUGUUUCAGGCCUUUUGGAUUUACAUUUAUGCUGGUACAGAGUUCACACUGUUAUCAGCUAUGGCCUAUGACAGAUAUGUUUCCAUAUGUAAACCAUUACAAUAUGCAACUCUUAUAAAAAUGUCCACUGUGAAAAAGCUCAUAUGUUUCUGUUGGUUUUUGCCCUCCUGUCAAAACUGCAUAUCAACAUUACUAGCAUACCGACUUCAGCUGUGCAAAUUUAAAUUAAACAGAAUAUACUGUAAUACUUACUCAAUUGUUAAAUUAAGUUGUGGAGAUGUAUCUGCUAACAAUUCUUAUGGACUGUUUAGUUCAAGUCUUAACAUAUUUCCACCACUGUUCUUCAUAAUCUACUCAUAUGUUAGAAUACUUGAUGUCUGUUUAAAGAAUUCAAAAGAUUUCAGAAGAAAAGCUCUGCAGACCUGCUUCCCACACAUUAUUAUUUUCAUCAGUUUCUCGGUCACCUCCUGUUUUGAAAUUAUCAAUAGCAGGUUAGAAGGAAAUGUGCCUCACAUUAUUAAUAUGAUGAUGUCAGUUGAAAAUAUGGUCAUCCCUCCUUUAAUCAAUCCUAUUAUAUAUGGACUGAAAUUACAAGAGAUUUUUACAAUAAUAAAGAAAUUAAUUUGGAAAGAGAAGACUUUUUUUAGGUUAAAAUUCUAA
Messenger RNA from Pygocentrus nattereri (red-bellied piranha), 945 nucleotides. RefSeq names its product putative gustatory receptor clone PTE03. Lineage: Eukaryota; Metazoa; Chordata; Actinopteri; Characiformes; Serrasalmidae. Gene Ontology annotation, molecular function: olfactory receptor activity; G protein-coupled receptor activity. Bases 1 to 945 code for a protein of 314 amino acids. The transcript has a single exon. Gene Ontology annotation, biological process: G protein-coupled receptor signaling pathway. Gene Ontology annotation, cellular component: membrane. The record is from RefSeq and is a predicted model, not a curated record.